CUCAUAGCGUAGCCAUUUUUAUCGCACAAGCUUAGUCGUACAGCGGUACUGCCGUCUCAGCCAUUCACGAGCAUCUCCACUAUUUUACACAGAGAAUUUAGAGAGAGAGGGGGAGAGGGAGAGGGAGGGAUCUUCCAUUAAUGCGGUUUGUGAAGGAAGUUGAAGGAGGAGUCUAUGUAAGGCGUUGAGAGGAAGUUUUUGCGAUCUCCUUUGAAGGCAGUGUUCUGUUUAAGAGAGGAUGGGGAGAACGCCGUGCUGUGAGAAGGAGGGACUGAGAAGAGGCCGUUGGACAGCGGAGGAAGACGAUAAACUCAAGAAGUAUAUCGAAGCGAACGGCGAAGGUUCAUGGAGAUCGUUACCGAAGAAUGCUGGGCUGUUGAGGUGCGGAAAGAGUUGCAGGUUGAGAUGGAUUAAUUACUUGAGAACAGAUUUGAAGAGAGGGAAUAUCACUCCUCAAGAGGACGAAACUAUUCUCAAAUUGCAUACGACUCUCGGAAAUCGGUGGUCACUGAUUGCUGGACAUUUACCCGGACGAACAGAUAACGAAAUAAAAAACUACUGGAAUUCUCAUUUGAGUAAGAAAAUCUUCAACACCACCAAAAAGGAUGCUCCCCAAAAAUCUGGUUCAAAGCGAAGCUGCAGCAGCCGAGGCCAACCAAACAACAAACUAACUAUUAUACUCAAGAAGAACAAGACGAAUAAGACGACAAUACCAAAAGAAAGUUCCCAAUCUAAUUCCAUAGCUGAGGAAGAACAAGAACCUGAAACGACCAUGCCUAAAGAAGAACAGGAACCAAGUAAAAGUGGUCAUAAUUCAACAACGAAGGAUCCAAAAAUAGAGGAAGAAAAUUGGGAAUUGACGACUGAUGUUGAGAAACGACAAAACGGAGUGAUAAGUACAAUUAUUGAGAGUGGGGAAUGGUUUUACUCUGCUUGGCCUUCUUCUUCAUCGAACUUUAAUAAUGAAUGGAUGAAUUGGGACUGGGAAGGUGAUGGGGUUUUAGGUCAGAAUGUAUGUGAGAAUUUCAAAGAGCCAUCGUCUUGGUUCUGGGCUAAUAAUAAUACUAAUGGAGAAGGAGAAGAAUGUCGUUAAAAAAUAUAAAAUAAAAAAUUAUUCCUAUAGGAUCUCCCAAAUCUGCUGUAAUAAGGUCUAUAGUGUACUGAAAAUUGAAUGGGAGUUUUGUUUUUUCUACUUGAAAAUGACCUGUGUCCUUUCCUAGAGGACAAUCAUUUUGUUAAA
Messenger RNA from Benincasa hispida (wax gourd), 1240 nucleotides. Its product is annotated as transcription factor MYB106-like. Lineage: Eukaryota; Viridiplantae; Streptophyta; Magnoliopsida; Cucurbitales; Cucurbitaceae. The record is from RefSeq and is a predicted model, not a curated record.